CCCGGCCUGGGCUCCGUCCCCGGGCGCCCCCAGCGGGGACGCAUCUGCACCGCGCGCCGCAGCUGGACUGUGCGUCACAGCUGGACCGCGCGCGACAGCUGGCCAGCCAUGGGGACAAGAGCGCUGCGGCACCCCUACUUUUUUCCACUGCUGCUGCUGCUGCUGCUCUGCGGGGAGUCUCCCCCGGUGGGUGGCUGCAAUGAGAAGCGUAUGUUGGCCAUGCUGCCCCGCUGUGGCAAGACCUUCGCCGAAAAGAUGAAGAAGGUAGAGGUCUGGAAGUGGUGCAACCUCUCGGAGUUCAUCGUGUACUACGAGAGCUUCACCAACUGCACGGAGGUGGAGACCAACGUGGUGGGUUGCUACUGGCCCAACCCCUUGGCUGAGAGCUUCAUCGCCAGCGUCCAUAGGCAGUUCUUCCAAAACUGCUCGGUGGACAGGCAAGACUGGGAGGACCCCCCAGACGAAAUUCUUAUCCCGCUGAUCACCGUGCCUGUCCUGCUGACCAUCGCCAUGACUGGUGUGGUGGUGUGGCGCAGCAAACACACCGAACAGGUGUUGUGAGGGCCUGGUGAGCCCGAGGGGCCAUGCCUGGAGAGAUGGAAGAAAGUUCUGCAGGGCUGAUUGAGCUGGUGCUUCAGCUGCCCCUGAACCUUGCCCCGGUGGUCUUGGGCUGGUGAUAGAGAAAACGUGCUGUGGCUGGAGCUUGUGUGCUGGGCACAGAUCACCGCUGCUUCACCUGCGCUGUCCCAGGCUGGGCUGGGGCCUCUGGUGUUCCCAGUACCAAGUCCCUUAGGGUCCUGCCCUGGCCUGACCUUGACCCUGCUUCCCAACUGACUCUACCCCUGACCCCACCCCUGGUCCUGGCCCCACCUCGUACUCUGACUCCACCCCCAGCCUUGGUCCCACCUCCUAUUCUGAUUUCACCUCCUACUCUGACCCCACCUCCUAUUCUGACUCCACCUCUCACUCUGACUCCACCCCAGCCCUGACCCCACCUUCUACUCUGAUACCACCCCCAGCCUUGGCCCUACCACAGUGUCUCUGCUCUGAAAAGGUGUGCCUAUUCCCACCCGACUCCAGUACUCUUGCCUGGAAAAUUCCAUCGAUGGAGGAGCCUGGUAGGCUUCAGUCCAGGCGGUCGCAAAGAGUCGGACACGACUGAGCGACUUCACUUUCUUUCAUUCCCACCUGUCUGGGUGUGGGGCAGUAAAGAGUGUGGGAGGGGGCUUUUGUGGGUCCUCGCUUUGCAGGCCUUGGGUCCUCUUGAUGGGGAGCCCACUUAGAGAGAAUCUGGAAGACAGAAUUGAACUGGGAGCUCCAAGGAGCCACAGGAUAGCUUGCGACGUCCGGUCUGUGGCCGCAGCUGGUGUGGGCCUCCUUGGUAAUGGGCCCCUCUGUGAGCAAGGCCUCGGAGUAGGGGCCUUGUGCGCUCUACUGGCUGAGCUCUGUCUGCUGUGCCUUUGCUUUCUGUGAGUAAAGAGACAUGCUACUUC
Messenger RNA from Bubalus bubalis (water buffalo), 1493 nucleotides. It is a transcript of the gene RAMP3, whose product is annotated as receptor activity modifying protein 3. NCBI's taxonomy places the organism in Eukaryota, Metazoa, Chordata, Mammalia, Artiodactyla, Bovidae. The record is from RefSeq and is a predicted model, not a curated record. Gene Ontology annotation, molecular function: coreceptor activity. Gene Ontology annotation, cellular component: cell surface; membrane; signaling receptor complex. Bases 109 to 561 code for a protein of 150 amino acids. Gene Ontology annotation, biological process: calcium ion transport; cellular response to hormone stimulus; G protein-coupled receptor signaling pathway. The transcript has 3 exons.